AUGACGGCGCCGGAGUAUGCUUCCAAAUUUGUUGAGUUGGAUAAGUACUACGUGCACAACAAUAACAACGAUGCAGCUGACUGUAGCAGAAUCUUUGAGGAGGAUAACCUUAGGCUGAAGUCAUCUCACUCCCGCGAGUUGGUUGACAAAAAGGGUAAGAAGCCAAUGUAUCGAGGUAAGCCAUAUGGUAAAGGAAAUCCAAAAGCUGAUGAUGGGAAAAGGCCUAGUGGGGGAGAUUUUGGAGCUUUUGUUAGAUGUUAUAAUUGUGGCGAAGUCGGACAUCAUAGGAAUGAGUGUAAGGCUGAACAGAAAACGUGCUUCAAGUGUGGUAAAGUGGGUCAUGUUGUUGCUGACUUGAGUAGUGAAUUUCCAGUGGUGUGUGAUUUUCCAGAAUUUUUUCUAGAAGAUGUCAGAGAGGUGCCGCCUGAGAGAAGUGGAAUUCGCUAUCGAGUUGAUCCCUGA
Molecule: messenger RNA, 462 nt
Organism: Vicia villosa (hairy vetch)
Lineage: Eukaryota; Viridiplantae; Streptophyta; Magnoliopsida; Fabales; Fabaceae
Exons: 3
Coding region: 1-462 (153 amino acids)
Biological process (GO): positive regulation of cytoplasmic translation
Cellular component (GO): cytoplasm
Molecular function (GO): zinc ion binding; single-stranded RNA binding; translation regulator activity
Source: RefSeq, a predicted model, not a curated record